This is a messenger RNA of Mycetomoellerius zeteki, 2194 nucleotides long. RefSeq names its product protein cycle. Gene Ontology annotation, biological process: regulation of DNA-templated transcription. Gene Ontology annotation, molecular function: protein dimerization activity; DNA-binding transcription factor activity. The coding region runs from base 4 to 1956 and encodes 650 amino acids. The transcript is spliced from 13 exons. The record is from RefSeq and is a predicted model, not a curated record. Gene Ontology annotation, cellular component: cytoplasm; transcription regulator complex; nucleus. Lineage: Eukaryota; Metazoa; Arthropoda; Insecta; Hymenoptera; Formicidae.
CACAUGGAGACACCCCCGACGAUGGUCCCCGACCAGCAGGCACCCGCCUCCGGCCAUCACUAUCACCACCAUCACCACCAUCAUCAUCAUCAUCAUCGACAUCAUCGUAGUACGUCAUCCACCACGCCUAGCCAUGGACCGGCGACCGACACCUCGGACGAGUUCGCACCGGUUUCCAGAAAACGGAAACUUUCUUGCCAUGUUGGAAGCGAUCUCUUGGACGACCUGGGAGACGACGCCAAAUCAGUUCGCACAAACGACGACAGUAAGAAGCAGAACCAUAGUGAAAUCGAGAAGCGCAGGAGGGAUAAAAUGAAUACAUACAUCACCGAGCUAUCGGCGAUGGUACCGAUGUGUCACGCGAUGUCGCGGAAGCUGGACAAGCUGACCGUGCUGCGAAUGGCGGUGCAGCACCUCAAGACUAUCCUCGGCGCGGUUACCUCAUACACGGAAGGUCACUAUAAGCCCGCGUUUCUCAGUGAUCAGGAACUCAAGACGCUCAUACUUCAAGCUGCAGAGGGCUUUGUCUUUGUAGUGGGCUGCGAUCGCGGAAGAAUUCUCUACGUGUCCGAGUCCGUCUCGCAGACUCUUAAUUAUUCUCAGGGUGACUUGUUGGGUCAAAGCUGGUUCGACAUCCUGCAUCCUAAGGAUGUUGCAAAGGUAAAGGAGCAGCUCUCAUCCUCCGAUCUCAGUCCGAGGGAACGAUUGAUCGACGCAAAAACCAUGCUACCGGUGAAAACCGACGUGCCCCAGGGUGUGUCACGACUUUGCCCCGGAGCGCGGAGAUCCUUCUUCUGUCGGAUGAAGCGUAAAGUCGACGGGGUCCGUUGCGGUGAGAUGCAAGUGAAGGAGGAAGCCGACGCCACCGCUAGCUGCCACAGGAAAAAGAAGCAACAAAACUGCACGGGCUAUCUGAAGUCCUGGGCGCCCGCCAAGAUCGGCCUCGAGGAACAGGAGGGCGAGGCCGACGGCGAAGCGUGCAAUUUGUCCUGCUUGGUAGCGGUCGGCCGAGUCCAAACAGCGAUAUCAACGGCCAUGUUGCCGAGGAAGCCCCAUUCAAGGCCCAUACAAUUCGUCUCGCGACAUGCAAUGGAUGGCAAAUUUCUGUUCGUGGACCAAAGAGCUACUCCAGUAUUGGGCUUUCUACCUCAGGAACUGCUGGGCACCAGUAUGUACGAAUAUUAUCACCACGACGACAUUCCUCAUCUGGCAGAAUCUCACAAAGCUGUGUUGCAAACUUCCGAACGCGUUACCACGCAGAUCUAUAGGUUCAGGAGCAAGGACGCGAACUUCGUGCGGUUGCAGUCUGAGUGGAAGUCCUUCAAAAAUCCAUGGACCAAAGACAUCGAAUAUCUAAUCGCUAAGAAUUCCGCUAUCUUCUGCGACACACGUCCAGGUGGAAAUAACAGAUCUGAGGACUCAAGCGUGCAGAGCAACUAUGAUUAUUUCACACAAAGUAACGGUGGAUUAGAAAGACUGAUCUCGAGCCACGUGGAAGUAAGUAAGAUCGGCCGGCAAAUAGCGGAAGAGGUACUGGAUUUACAAAGACGCGGAGAAGACUCCUCCUCGGGUAGUAGUCCUGGACCAGCGACAGAGACCGGUUUAUUGAACACCGAGUCGCAAAUGGUCACGACGACGGCAUCGCCAGAGAGAAUACCUGACAUUUCCCAGCCUAGUGGCAUCGGCAGCGACAACAGCAGCAGCAACCCCACGUCGACGUUCAACCACGUAGCGAACAACGUGCAGCUCAACAGCAUCGCGAAUGACCAAGGAGCGUCACCGGAUGACGACAUGAUGGAGAUGAUUGGCGGCACCACGAUUAAUGAAUCACCAAAUUCGAUCCCGUCCGACGGCAACGACGAGGCAGCGAUGGCUGUCAUCAUGAGCCUGCUGGAGGCAGAUGCGGGUCUGGGCGGUCCCGUGGAUUUUUCCGGAUUGCCAUGGCCGUUACCAUAAUGCAUGUGCACUUUAGUCUGCAAUUUUAAAAUGCGGAGGAAUGUCUCCUGGUCGAGCGAAACGCGCUCAGAACGAAUGAGACUUGGUGCUGAAAUGGUGCUUUUAAGAUAGGAUUUCGUUAAGUUAAGCGAACUGUAACUUCCAAACAAAACUUCUACAUCGCAAUCAAUUAACCAUCGUUCUUCAUCAAUAUCGUGGAUUCGUAGUCCUAUGUAUAUAUAUGUUUAUAUGCUAUCUC